GUUAGCCAAUGCACUUGUACCAGACCAGCGAUCCUCCUCAGAGAACGAUAUCAACGACUGCGGAAGGAAAAUCGGCCCCUUUAUCCCAUGUGUAUCAGUUCAAAUAUUUAGCUCUCUGAUGUCAGAGCGUGUUUGACAGCUGCAUGAGCCCUGCUGUGUUAGGCCCCGGCACAGCCAUCCACCAGCCUCCAGGCCCGGCACAGCCAUCCACCAGCCUCCAGGCCCGGCACAGCCAUCCACCAGCCUCCAGGCCCGGCACAGCCAUCUACCAGCCUCCAGGCCCGGCACAGCCAUCUACCAGCCUCCAGGCCCGGCACAGCCAUCCACCAGCCUCCAGGCCCAGGUACUCUUCUCCAGGUAGCAGCGGCCAGGUGUCAUGGAGUCCUCUAGCGAAGACGAGGAGGGCCGUACCUUCGUGCAGGUGGUCAGUGAGAAGUACAGCCCGGAGAACUUCCCCUAUUGCCGUGGCAACAGGAUGGGCGUGGUCCUGCUGCCUAGCCCCAAGGGCUCGCCUGUCAAAGACCGUCUGAACCUGCCCAGUGUGCUGGUGCUGAGCGGCUGUGGCAUCACCAAGGCUGGAGAUGAGGCAGAGGUCGCUGCCUUCUGUGCCCACGUGGUGGAGCUGGACCUGUCCCACAACCAGCUGCAGGACUGGGCAGAGAUUGGGACAAUCGUUUCAAACAUCCCCCGCCUGGACUUCCUGAACCUGAGCAUGAACCCCCUGAGCGGGGUGGAGCUGCAGCCCACCCUGGCCGAGGUGUUCUCUAGUGUCCGUCGCCUCGUCCUCAUCAACACGCGUGUCACCUGGGACACGGUGCACACUGUCACACGCCAGACCCCUGAACUGGAGGAGCUCUUCCUGUGCCUGAACGAGUUUGACAGCGUGAACGAGUCCAACACUCCCUGUCCAUCCCUGCGCCUGCUGCAGAUCACCGACAACCAGCUCCGGGACUGGCAGCAGGUCAGGAAGUUUGGGCCCAUGUACCCUGGCCUGGACACCCUGGUGCUGGCCAACAACAGCCUGACUUCUGUCCAGGAACCCCCAGACACCCUGGAGAGGCUGUUCCCCAAUCUGCGCAGCAUCAACCUCAACAACUCCGGGCUAAGUAGCUGGGAGGACAUUGGGAGACUUCAGUUCUUCCCGAAGCUAGAGGAGGUCAGGGUGAUGGGGAUUCCCCUGCUGCGGCCCUACUCCGACACAGAGAGACGCAGCCUCAUAGUGGCACAGCUGCCCACGGUGUCUGUGCUGAACGGGAGUGUGGUGACCGACGGGGAGAGGGAAGACGCAGAACGGUUCUUCAUCAGGCACUACCUAGACUGUCCUGAGGAGGAGCUGCCUCAGAGGUACCACAGCCUGGUGGCGAAGUACGGCCGCUUGGCCCCGUUGGUGGAGGUGGACCUGAGCCCGCGCUGCGCCCAGGUGGAGGUGCGCUGGGGCGAACAGGUGGAGCAGCUCAGCUUGAGGAUGGAGCAGACGGUGGCCGACCUCAAGAAGGAGCUGAGAGCCCUGGUCCAGCUUCCCGCUAACGGCAUGCGUCUCUUCUACAUCAGCCGGGAGCUGCUGGGCUCCUUCGGCCCGGAGGAGAUGAAGUACGGGUCCAGGGCACUCCACUCCUACAGCAUGCAGGACGGAGACGAGAUCCUGGUGGUGCCCAAACUGAAGACACGCUCCACCUCCUCUGGGUCCUCGUAGACACCCCAGAGUCUAUCCACCUCCUCUGGGUCCUCGUAGACACCCCAGAGUCUCUCCACCUCCUCUGGGUCCUCGUAGACACCCCAGAGUCUAUCCACAUCCUCUGGGUCCUCGUAGACACCCCAGAGUCUAUCCACCUCCUCUGGGUCCUUGUAGACACCCCAGAGUCUCUCCACAUCCUCUGGGUCCUCGUAGACACCCCAGAGUCUAUCCACCUCCUCUGGGUCCUUGUAGACACCCCAGAGUCUCUCCACAUCCUCUGGGUCCUCUUAGACACCCCAGAGUCUAUCCACAUCCUCUGGGUCCUCUUAGACACCCCAGAGUCUAUCCACAUCCUCUGGGUCCUCGUAGACACACCAGAGUCUCUCCACCUCCUCUGGGUCCUCGUAGACACACCAGAGUCUCUCCACCUCCUCUGGGUCCUCGUAGACACCCCAGAGUCUCCCAACUUCCUGGGUCCUUGUGAAUACUGACUAAACUGCUACUGAAUAAGAUUUUUAUGAGAUUACUUCUCUUCUUUUCCACGUGUGUUGUGGUUUUGCAUGGUCCUUACUCUCAUUUGAAGGGUUUUAAACAAGGUGGGAGUUUCAUAAAGAAACAGCUUAAUGUGACAGACUGACGAUAUACUCAUAGUAAGUGUUUUACUAGAGAUCUGAGUUUAAGCAUGUUUUUAUAUAGUUUUCCUUCUUCUGGCUCAGAUGACACUCGACCAAAUGAGAGAUGUCCUGAGAUAACCUGGGAGUUGACCUCACAAGGGCCAGAGUAAAGAAGUCUCCUAUCAGGUGUUGUUAAAAGGACCGGAGAACAGAGACCACCGGAAAAUGUUGACCUCAAUUCAGGAAGCCAGCCAGCCACGGAGACAAGAGUGGGAGUGGGAGAG
This is a messenger RNA of Osmerus eperlanus (European smelt), 2573 nucleotides long. RefSeq names its product tubulin folding cofactor E-like b (gene tbcelb). NCBI's taxonomy places the organism in Eukaryota, Metazoa, Chordata, Actinopteri, Osmeriformes, Osmeridae. The coding region runs from base 377 to 1693 and encodes 438 amino acids. The record is from RefSeq and is a predicted model, not a curated record. The transcript is spliced from 9 exons. Gene Ontology annotation, molecular function: protein binding.